UACACCCUUAACUACAGAACGUCCCGUCUACUCCUCACGUGGAACACAAGUUACAGCAUAAAUUGUCAAAUGGAUUUCCAUACACGGAAACGUGUAUCAGGGGAGGAGUCUGUGAGUCCUCCACACUUUAGAUCCCAAGUUUCCUGUCAGUUUGGACUCGGCAGCUCCCUCAAGAAGAAUGUGAAGUCUCCGGUUCCGACCCGACCAUGGCCGUGUUCGUCUUCUCCCCGGUUGACUUCCUCUUCUCCUGUUUCGGUCUACCGCUCUUCAUUACCGAUGUCGUUCUGGACGUCUUAGCAGUGGUGAACUUCUACCAAGAGAGGGCCUGGGUGCGCCUGUCGGUUCUGCUGCUGCUGCUCGUGGGCUCCUCGGUUCUGACUCAAAUCUACAGCUGGAAGUGGUACACCGAGGACGGGCUGAUCUUGAAGACCCGGGUGGAGGGCGUUCUAGAGAAGGCGCUGAAGACGCUGCAUGUACUGCAGCUGGGGAUCUAUGUUCGGCACCUGGGCGUCCUGGAGAUGUCCACCUUAGGGUGCUGUUGUCAAGACUUGGACAGUAACGAUGUGGCAGUGGAGCUGAGCCACGAUCUGUGCAUGCUCCGACUGAUCGAGGCCUUCUCCGAAAGCGCACCCCAGAUCGUCCUCUGGCUCACCAUCAUCCUGCAGGAUGGCGAGCUGGAUUUUAUCACAGUGCUAAAGGUCUUGUGCUCAGUUGGAGCCGUGGCCUUCUGCGUGACCACGUACCACCGCAGCUUGCGCUCCUUCGUGAAGGACACAACCCAGCUGACCAUCAUCUCCUCCAUCAUCUACUUCCUGUGGAACCUGCUGCUGCUCAUCUCCCGCCUCAUGGCUCUGGCGCUCUUCGCCUCGGUGUUACCCUGCUUCAUCUUCGCCCACUGCAUCUGCAGCUGGAUGGUCUUCGUCCUGUUCGCCUGGAGGGCCAAGACCGACUUCAUGGACAACGACCCCUGCGGGGAGCGGCUGUACAGGGCCACCGUCGGCCUCAUCUGGUACUUCGACUGGUUUAACGUGGUCAAAGGGAAGACGAAGAAGAGCGCCAUGCUGUACCACAGCUUCAUCCUGCUGGACAUCUGCAUGCUCUGCGGCCUGUGGUACUGGACGAUGAACACCCAACCACCUCAAUUUGUGAUCCCGUGGCCGUAUGCAGAGGCCACGGCGGGUGGCGUGGUUGGACUUUACAUUCUCGGCCUCUUGGUCAAGAUCAUCUACUACAAGUUCUUCCAUCCUAAACUAAGCCGAGACGACUUGAGGAGGGACCAAGAUGAAGUAGAUGGAAACAUCCUUAUGAGGGCAUCGGUUCCUGAUUUAACUCCUGCACCACUAAGUGGGUUGUACCAACCGGAAUCCAUCGCCAUGAGGGCAUUCCCUCCUGCUGCACCUCCUCUAACACAGCAUGGAAACAAAAGAAUGAGGAAGCUCGCAGAGAACUUCUACUCUUGAGGUGGACAUCAUACAGAGUUGUCAGACUGAUCCCUCUGGAAAUAUUCACAGUGGAGCACCUUUAUUUUAAAAAUCCUUAUUCCUUAUGUGUAGAACAAAAAAAGCAGAAUUUUCUGCAAAAAUGCACUUAUAGAAUGUAGUAGAACCACAUUAACAGAUCUAAGAGUGACUUAGAGUCUCAGGAUCACCAAGCGGAUUUUACAAUGACAAAUCUCAGCUUUGAUGGAUAAUAUUUAAAUGUUUAUUAUUUUAACAUUAUUUAUCAACU
Messenger RNA from Oryzias melastigma (Indian medaka), 1728 nucleotides. RefSeq names its product XK-related protein 8. NCBI's taxonomy places the organism in Eukaryota, Metazoa, Chordata, Actinopteri, Beloniformes, Adrianichthyidae. Bases 207 to 1460 code for a protein of 417 amino acids. Gene Ontology annotation, cellular component: plasma membrane. The record is from RefSeq and is a predicted model, not a curated record. Gene Ontology annotation, biological process: apoptotic process involved in development; engulfment of apoptotic cell; phosphatidylserine exposure on apoptotic cell surface. The transcript has 3 exons.